Molecule: messenger RNA, 1244 nt
Organism: Cyprinus carpio (common carp)
Lineage: Eukaryota; Metazoa; Chordata; Actinopteri; Cypriniformes; Cyprinidae
Product: membrane-spanning 4-domains subfamily A member 4A-like
Cellular component (GO): membrane
Source: RefSeq, a predicted model, not a curated record
UCUGCAAACCAAAGCUUCUGUCUUUUAUCUAUCGGUCAGUUGGAGAUUCAGAAACCAGAAUGUCCAGCACUGUCAUACCCAUGAACUCUUCAACGCUCGUCAUCCAGAUGCAACCGCCAACACAACCAACACCUGUUACGACAAAUGCUCCUGUUUAUGUACAACAGGUGGCGGGAGUUUCACCUCUUCAUGGACUUCAGGCAUUUCUGAAAGGCCAGCCGAAAGCCCUUGGGACGGUCCAGAUAAUGAUCGGUCUGCUGACUCUCCUGUUAGGCAUUGUGUCUACAGUUUAUGCAGAACUUAUCUUUGUCUAUAGUGGACUUCCUUACUGGGGAUCUGUCAUCUACAUUACCGCAGGCUCACUCUGCAUUGCUGCCGAAAAUAAAAUUAAUUCACCCUCCAGUUUGUGUUUGGUGAAUGCUUCACUUGGAAUGAACAUUUUCAGUACUAUAACCGCCGGCAUUGCCAUUAUUUUAAUUUCUCUGGAUUUGGUUAUAGGGCCAUACAUUUACUGCUAUCAUUAUGACUGUUCCUACAUAGACAAUUAUGAGACUCUCUUCGGGGGAAUCAGGGGUGUGUUGCUGUUAUUCGCCUUGCUUGAGUUUAUCAUCUCCAUCUGUCUGUCAGCAUUUGCCUGUAAAGCCACUGGCUGUUGUUGUUCUCCUCAGGUGAGUAAUGCACCACAUCAGGGUUUUAUUUCUUUAUUUUUCUCAGCUGUACCCCCAGAUAUGUAUAUAAAAUGGAAAUACUAACUUUUAAGGCUGUUGACACAGUUGACAAGAACAAACAAACACUACUGUAAUUUUCUCUUUCUGUCUGACUAGUUCAGAUAAACUGAUGGCUAUGAGUUGCGGGUCAGGACAGCAAUGUCUCCGUCCAGUAACUACUCCAUAUCUUAUUUAUUAAUCAUGCAUAAAUAUUGUGUGAUUCUGUAACAAAAUAAACAAAUACAAAAAUGAGUAUAAAAAUAUCACAACGAUUGACGUAAAUCAACUAGUAAAGAGAUUAAUAACUACUGGAAACCAUUACACUGCCUACAUUACUAUAUAAAUUAACUCAAACACAAAACAUAUAAAAGGUGUGCUGAUGUAGUAAACAUCUCAGAGCGCCUACGCACGUCAUUAAGUGUAAACAUCUGCAGGUAUAACACCGAUCUGCCACGACACGCACACAAAGAGGUAGAUCCAAUUGCAGUGUUUUAUUGGGAUAAUCCAAAUAUCAUAAUCAGCCAGGCAAAGGUCACA